Molecule: messenger RNA, 2591 nt
Organism: Oryza brachyantha (malo sina)
Lineage: Eukaryota; Viridiplantae; Streptophyta; Magnoliopsida; Poales; Poaceae
Product: probable protein phosphatase 2C 12
Exons: 9
Coding region: 454-1800 (448 amino acids)
Biological process (GO): protein dephosphorylation
Molecular function (GO): protein serine/threonine phosphatase activity
Source: RefSeq, a predicted model, not a curated record
CCUCCCUCCCUCCCUCUCCAGCUAAUCCCUUCCCGAUUUCCAAUCCUCAAAUCUCCUCCUCCCUCCCCGUCGAUCGCAUUCGCUGCCGCCCACCACUCCGUGCCGCCCCGCCCCGCCCCGCCCGAGGGAGAUAAAGUCGCGGCCUUUUUCUUGCGCCGGGCUCUGCGAUUUCUUGGAUUGGAGCAAAGAUCGAUCCCCGGUCCCCGGAUCCCGGCGUCCGGUGGAUGCCCGUGCCGUUUCUUGGAUUUCUGGGAUCCAUGCUGCGUUAAGCGGAGGUUCGCCGUUCUUGUGGCGCGGAUUUGGGUGGGGAUUCUGGGGGAAGGGGACUUCUUUCGGAUUUCGUAGCGUCCUGUUUUUAAAUUUUUGUUGCAUUUCUUGCCCCCUGUGUCGGAUCCGUGUCCGCGUGGUUUCUCUGCGAUUGGGAGAGAGAGAGAGAGAGAGAGAGCUUGAUCCAUGGAGGUGCAGGGAGAGGUGGAUGGGUCCGGGGUGCCCCUGGCCGUGCUCCUGAAGCGGGAGCUGUGCAACCAGAAGGUGGAGAAGCCGGACAUCCUGUUCGGCGAGGCGAACAAGAGCAAGAAAGGGGAGGACUUCACGUUCGUCGUGCCCAGGUGCCACCGCCGUCCAGCUCCAGCCGAGGGUGACGCUGAGGGUACAGGCGCCGCCGCCGGCGCCAGCGGCGACGACGACACCAUCUCGGUGUUUGCGAUUUUCGAUGGUCACAAUGGAUCUGCGGCUGCCAUAUACACCAGGGAAAAUCUCUUAAACAAUGUGCUGGCUGCUAUUCCUCCAAAUCUAACAAGCGAGGAGUGGACAACCGCAUUGCCAAGGGCACUAGUUGCAGGUUUUGUUAAGACAGAUAAAGAGUUCCAAACAAGAGCUGCACGCUCAGGGACUACUGUGACUUUUGUUAUAAUAGAUGGAUGGGUUGUUACAGUAGCAUCAGUUGGUGAUUCCCGGUGUAUCCUAGAAUCUGCUGAAGGUACAGUAUAUUUUUUGUCAGCUGAUCAUCGUCUGGAUUCCAACGAGGAGGAGGUAGAGCGUAUAACAGCAAGUGGAGGUGACGUUGGGAGAAUAAAUAUUGCCGGAGGGGCUGGGAUUGGUCCACUCAGAUGCUGGCCAGGUGGAUUGUGUCUAUCAAGGUCAAUUGGCGACAUCGACGUUGGAGAGUUUAUAGUUCCUGUCCCACAUGUGAAGCAAGUAAAGUUGUCUAAUGCUGGAGGAAGGCUUGUCAUUGCUAGCGAUGGUGUCUGGGAUGCACUGCGCUUUCAGGAAGCUCUGAACUAUACCAGGGGACUACCAGCUGAAGCUGCUGCUAGUCGAAUUGUUAAAGAAUCUGUGAGUUCAAAAGGACUACGAGAUGAUACUACUUGCAUCGUUAUUGACAUAUUACCUCCAGAAAAGUUGAGCCCUCCAUUAAAGAAGCAUGGGAAAGGAGUCAUCAAAGCUUUGUUCCAUAGGAGGCCAUCUGAUGAAUUGGCUGAAGAUCAGAUGGACAGGGGUUGUCUAGAACCUGAUGUCGUGGAGGAAAUAUAUGAGGAGGGCUCUGCAAUGCUUGCUCAAAGGUUAAAGAUAAAUUAUCCGGCAGGAAAUAUGUUCAAGCUGCACGAUUGUGCAGUCUGCCAAUUGGAGAUGAAACCUGGUGAGGGCAUCUCUGUUCAUGGUAACGUUCCAAGGCAUUCCAGAGUUGAUCCUUGGGGUGGCCCUUUUCUUUGUUCAUCUUGCCAAUUGAAAAAGGAGGCUAUGGAAGGGAAGCAACAUUUGACAAAUUCUCAAUCGGCGGUCCAACCUGUGCUCAAGUAACCUCCAAUGGUCUUUGAUACUUCAGUGAAUACAUGCUAAUAUCACUAAGACACUAACAACACCUCUACCAAAUGAACCAGACUCUCCAUGAUGAUCUAUUGCCAUCACCAAUGAUUGGUAGACAGAUUCAAGAAUUUUCACCACUAACUUCUCAUAUUGAAAGAUCAAAAUGGUCGUUGGUAAGGAUGAUAAGAUAUGUGGUGCCAAUUAUUUGAAGCACCAGAAAUAUUUUUUUAGGAGACACGGUCAGUUUAUUUGAAGAAACAGCAACAAAUCCCUACAUUCAAAUGAAUCAGUGGCCUUAAGGUGUUCUGCCUCAUACAUGGAUUGGAUGCCAGCCCACAUAAGCUUGGUCUUGCUUCAUUUGGCAAUACCACUCACAAAUUCCUUAUAGUUCAAUCAUAAUUUUUUACAGGUCAUACCGUGUGGUAAGUGACCAUACGACUAUUCGUGUUUUGCCUCUCUCAUGAGCCAUGUUGUGUUUCCUCCCUUGUUGGUUCUUUCAAUCCGACAAUUUUUUUUUCUUUCCCUCUUCUAAAUGGAAUUGUACAUCCAGUUCUUUGCCCUGUGUAUAGCCAUGAGGCCUGCAACUAACACACCUACUGUAUUAAUACCACAAUGCUAUAGUUUUAUCACUGUAUUCAAGGUUUCUAACACAUAUUUAUUCCUUUUUAUGGAAGUUUUGCCUUCCCUUUUGUAGUUCAAUUAUUAUCGUUGAAUUAUAAUAUAAUUCUAAAGUUUGUACCGGUCAUGUUGUACAUUUGCCUGCCUCAUUAAUGAACAGCAUUCAG